UCUACUUUCUAGUCCUUUCUUUCUUUGCCUUGGUCUCUUCUCAAAACAUAAUAAAAACAACUCGCUAUCAGCACCAACCACACCCAACUCAUUCACUAAUCACUUCACUAAUCACAUCACAAACUAUACACCAUGAUUGUUCUAAUUUGCUUGUAUUCUGCAAUAGCCUUUAUCUCUGUCCACAUUGUCUUUGCUGGCAUUGCUUGGGCCAGAGCUCCUUCCUGGACAAAAGCCAAAACUAGAGAUUCCAGUGGAAGAACCAUUUAUGAAAUUGUGGGGCGUAUGGAUCAAAAACAGGAAGCUCCAAGAGACCUAUGGGACAGCAUCAGAAACUGCUUUGAUGUCGUCACUCAAGUCACCCACAAAUUCAACAAUCCAACUGAAGAAGCUGGGCACGUAUUGUGGCCUAGAAUGCUCUUCUCGUACAUUAUUGUGGUUCUACACAGAACCCUGCUGGCCACUCGAUUGUCAGAUGAUUCAUUGGAUAGAAUCAUGGCUGCCAAUGGAAACAAUGACAAAGUGCAUCCUGUGGACAGAACUGAAUUGGAGGGACUCUUGGAAAGAGCAAAGUUUGCUAAUUGGGCUUAUCCAUUCCAUAAGGACUACCAAAAUCUAGAAGAAUGUCUCAGAAGAGAAGGAUUCCUACUCAUUCAACAUGAUCCAAUCACGUCUCCUGGAAAAGUUGCACACUACAUUGCCAUUCAUCAAACACAAAAAAGAUUACUCAUUGUACCAAGAGGAUCCUGUGGAUUGUCAGACUUGCUCACAGAUGCUGCUGGAAAUACCAUGGGACAAGAUCUCACAACAACAGCAACAACAACACACAAGAAUGAUACCCCUGUCAUCAAAGGACUGGAAAAGAUCUGGUCUCAUGAGGGAUGUCUCACUGCCGCCAAUCAACUCUCCAAAGACUGCAUUGAACUGGUCCAGCGGUUGGUCACACGAGAAGGAUACAACCUGGAAAUUGUGGGGCAUUCUCUGGGAGCUGCUGUGGCAACCUUGAUGGGGGCCAUCUUCCUCAACAAAAUCCCCGCCCUGCAGAACCCCAACAAGUUUCACAUUUGGGCAUAUGCACCUCCUCCCUGUCUCAAUCAAGAAGCUUCCGAUGCCAUAGACCCAUACAUUUCCACCAUUGUCUGGAACGAUGAUGUUGUCCCCACUCUCAGCGUUGACAACUAUGUCUUUACCUGCCGCAUCUUGGCUCACAUGAACGAACAAGAACAAGCCUAUCGUGGAAAGAAACUGGCCCUCUUUGGUGCCUUGGUUGCUGCUGCCACCACCACAUUGGGCUUCCGAAAAGCACCCAUGGCCAUUUCCGAUGAUCGAUUGGAUGAAAUGGUACACUAUGCCCUCGAAUACACAGAAUCGCUUCACUCCGAACGGCAAAACGACAAUGACAGCAGCAACGGCAAAACCGUUCCUCAAAUUCAUGUUCCCGGCCAGGUCAUUUAUCUCUGGGAACGACGUCAUUGGAAUAUGCCCACUGGAGAAAUCAAUGCAGUCAAGGCACAGGGAAGUACCUUUCUACACUUGCAUCUUGUCAUACCCACCAAAGACAGCCUCCCAAAUCACUUUAUGGAUUCCUACGAAAGAGGAAUGCAACAACUACUCCAGCAAAUGGGAGACGAAACAGAACACCGCAGAAGCAUCUUUCUCUGGGAGCAAAUACCAAAAUCUGUCCUCGAAUCAUGAUCGAAUCAAUCGAAUCGGCCAGGAUUUCUAUUAGGAGGGCCAUAGAGUGACAAUAGUAAGACCUUUUUAGUACAACAAUGUACACCAUGAGA
Messenger RNA from Seminavis robusta, 1784 nucleotides. NCBI's taxonomy places the organism in Eukaryota, Bacillariophyta, Bacillariophyceae, Naviculales, Naviculaceae. The record is from the annotation of a GenBank genome assembly.